Messenger RNA from Rhodamnia argentea, 1837 nucleotides. Its product is annotated as transcription factor HHO2. The record is from RefSeq and is a predicted model, not a curated record. Gene Ontology annotation, molecular function: DNA binding; DNA-binding transcription factor activity. The coding region runs from base 88 to 1398 and encodes 436 amino acids. The transcript is spliced from 7 exons. NCBI's taxonomy places the organism in Eukaryota, Viridiplantae, Streptophyta, Magnoliopsida, Myrtales, Myrtaceae.
UUUGAGUUCCACACGAUCUCCCUUUCCUCUCUUUGAAACCCGUUCUGUUCCAAUAUUGUUGACAAUAUCACGUCCGCAUGAGAGCUGAUGCAGUCUAUUAUGUUCCCGAUUGAACAGAAAUCUAUCCACUUCCUGUUUGUGCUUGUUGUAGCCUGUAGGAUGUACGCCCAGAAGAUAUACAGCCACGAACCGAUUAGGCCGAACCAUGAACUGACUAGCGGGGACAACUUUGAGCUCAACAAUCAUCACUCUCAAGUGCUCAGUGCGCCGCAGCCUUGGAAUGCUGGAAUCUCCGCCCAGCCACCAGCCAUGGGCAUAUGUUUGCGGUCUGAGAACCUUGUACCUGCUAAAUCAUCGAGUACUACAAUGUUGAGCUGCUUCGAAUCACCGGCUUCAGCUUUCUAUGCAGCCGAGCACUGCAUGGGAUUUCAGCAGUGUGGAUGCGACAUUAACCCUUCAUCUGAUUGCUCGCCACCUUCCAAAGCAUGCGAUACCGAAUUCCCUCUGUACCGAUCUUCCAGGGAGAGUUUCACGAUCAAUUUCCGAGAUCAGUCAGACCCCUUUAUCGAGUCGAAAGAGCAGGCUAUUGCAAAAUCCGCUCGCAGCAAUGAGUGUAAUAGAGCCGCUGAGAAUUGCUAUGGAUUCGAGUACACCAAUUCGCAGCAGAGCAAGGUUCUUGCUCAUAGACAAGACAAAUUGCUCAGGGACAACGCAGCCUCCGUCUGGAGGUGUCUCUCGAUUCCUUCUGCUGAAAAAAAGGACCAAAAGGUCUCGUGCGGCUCAUCGGGCCACCUGCUGUCACAACUCAGCUUCUCUUCUCAGUUGGAAAAACGGCCUUCAAAGUUUCCUUCUGUUAAUACCAUGUCAACAGGUUCCGUUCUCUCGAAUAAAACGAGAAUCAGGUGGACUCAAGAUUUGCACGAGAAGUUUGUUGAGUGUGUUAAUCGCCUCGGAGGUGCUGAAAAGGCAACUCCGAAGGCUAUCUUGAAGCUGAUGGAUUCAGAUGGAUUAACAAUUUUUCACAUUAAAAGUCAUUUGCAGAAGUAUCGAAUUGCAAAAUACAUGCCAGAUUCUGCAGAAGGAAGGACAGCUAGAAGAACUAGCUCAAAUGAAUUUCCCCAGAUCGACAUCAAGAACGGCCUCCAAAUAAGAGAGGCAUUACAACUGCAAUUGGAUGUGCAGAGGCGUCUUCAUGAACAACUUGAGAUUCAGAGGACUUUGCAGCUGCGAAUUGAAGAGCAAGGGAGACAACUCAGGAUGAUGUUUGAUCAGCAACAAAAGUCAAGCAACGGUCCCUCCAAUAGUGAAAGUGUGAAUAGUCUCGAAGAUGUUCAUUUCUCGGCCACAGAAGGUCUUCAAAAUACUCACAACACUCAUUUCCCAUCCAAAAUAAGUUAAGCCGCCCAAGUAGCGCAAUUUGUUGCUCUACCAUUCACUAGUAACCACAGUCUCAAUCUCUUCCGGCCGGGGAAGAAAGGAAAAACUGAAUCAGAAGUUGCAAAACAGCAUGAUAAAGAAAAGAAAUAUGUCAAUGUGGAGGAAUAAACAAGAUGAAGGUACUCAUUCCUGCUGCGGAUACUAUCUGUGCAACCAAAUUGGCUAAGGCAAAGAAGACGAUGGUUGUCAAGAAUGAACGGCUGUUCUUGGCCUACUGCAGUGUACCCACUGUAAAUUGAAUGUAACAGGAAAUGCUUUAAGUUGGAGCUCUGGAAGGGCAAAGAAAUAUCUCAUAGAGCAGGUCAUUUGUGUGUUGAUUAGGUAAGCUGUGUUUCUCUGUGUAUAAUGUCUCAAAAUCUAUAUCAAACAGGUGGGAUCUUACUGAGAAAUUGCUGGGAAA